GUUGACUGAAGUGGGAAGGUUGGAUGUCUUGAAGACAAGAAGAUCAUCUGAUCCAGUAAGACAGUCUCGCCAGGAAGUUGUUCAGCUCUUGUCCUCCCCUUCUUCCUCGCUGCCUUUCUCUUGAUGACAAUCAGCGGCACUGCUCGACCAUCUGACACGCAUGCUGCACGACGAAGAAGAGAUAACCUUUGACAUCCUCUCCUCCACCCGCCCUCGGCGCCAGCCGCUGAUGUACGUCACUCCAUUGCCUCGACCUGGUUUCCCAGCACUGCUGUGACAUCACACGGACUGGCAAUGUCCACAUCAGCUGAUGUGAGGUCGUAGUGCAGGUUUGUGGUGUUGUCGCAGCGAUCGGAGAACUUCGGACGACUUUACUGGAGUCCCUGCAGCUCCUCCUCCUUGUGAAGGAAGCAGUCUUCAUGUGACGACUACCUUCCACUUCAAGCCACAUGAAAAACACAUUAAUCUUUCACCUGUUGGUAACAAAGAAAUCAUCAAAAAUACAAGAUGGCGCAUGAGCAUAUCCGGCCAUGGUCCGGAAGUGAUGUAGCCGACAGCGAGCAGAUCGUGAAGCCCCUGUUGAAGACGCUGGACGACAUGGUGUGUCACGCGCUGGCGACGUCAUGGUGCGAAGACGCCGAGGGCUACACGUGCAUGCGCCAAGCGCUCGUGACGCAGCUCGACAAAUUUUACGACGCUUACAGUAAGCGUCCUGCGCAACCAAAUCUCGCUCAACCCUCGGCCAUCGAUGAGCAGCCUACCCCGGUUGACGGAGUGAGCAACUCAACUACAGCCUCUUCUGGAAAUGAACAGUUCUUACCAUUGUCUCCGAACUCAGUUCAGUUUUUGCCAGACGAGCAAGAUGGAUGCUGCGAGAGUGUCAUAGAGGAAUUGGGCAACACGUUAUCUUGGAACAGCACUCAAGAUGGAGAAACUAAUCAACAAACAAAUCCGCAGAAGACGCAUACUUUGACAAGUCCAUCUGCUUUCUCUGCAUUCAUAGUCGAUGUUCCAAUGACUAAAGACUAUUCUUCGGUGUCCCAUACAGGAAGCUCGUUUGAAGCUGCGGAAUUUUACCAAGGGUCCGAUGCCUUAACUCGUGGAACCACAGCAGACUUCUGCAACAGUCUGCAUCCAGAUGCCACAAAUCGCAAACUAGCAGCAGAAUAUUCUCCAGCCUUGUCAUCACCGAGUGUCUCCACGUUGCAUGUCAAUCAUAAUGAAGCUCGCGCUCUUCCGAAGGAAAAUGUUGAGAAAACAAGAAAAUCACCCGUGCAUGCGCAGAAGGUGCUUCCGCCUUGCCGGGUGUGCGGAGACGUAGGUACUGGCUUUCAUUACGGCGUCAAUACGUGUGAUGCAUGCAAGGUCUUCUUUGGGCGGUCGUUGUCCAGGAACCAUCCUUACCAAUGCACAGGAAAAGGAAACUGCUUCAUCAGUGGGAAGCAAAAGAGAAUUUGUCCGUCCUGCCGACACAAGCGGUGCUUGGAGAUGGGCAUGUCCCAGAAAGCCAUCAAGACGGGUAGAUACACACACGUCAAGCGCACCCGAGACUACCAGGAGAGUGUCCGGCUGCAGACGGCGUCCAGACUGGAAGGCCCUUGUCUGAACGACUUCGACGUGGACGUCAUCGUCAUGGACCUGCUGACCGCCAGCCAGCACGUGCUGACCAACGCUGACGUGCCCUCUGACAUCAUGAGUCUUCGAUGUGAGGAGGCUCUGGCCGGUUGUCACAAAAAGAAGGAAGUUGCUGGAGUCGACUGCCUGACAGCGGAGGAGUUCGAGGAGGUGUACAAGCUGACUGGGACAGACAUCGACGGCAGGCAAGAGAAUCUACGACAGAGAGCAUGGUGUUUGGAGAGGUACAUCCGGGGCUAUGUCCAGUUUGCCAAGGGUAUCCCUCGCUUAAACGAUCUGUCCCAUUCCGACCAAUGCUGUCUCCUGAAGAUUGGACGGAAGGAAUUCUGGUUCCUGGGCGCCUUCAGAGGCUUCCUGCGGAAACAUGGGACAUUCUAUGCGCCCAACGGCUUGGUGUUCACCUACAGCGACCACGUUCGAAUCAUGGGCAAGGAAUACAGUGACUAUGAGUUCCGUCUGGCGGAGAACCUGCAACGGUGGGACAUCACCAGGGAAGAGCUGGUCGUGCUCAAGGCCAUUUGCCUGACCUUCACCGACCGGUGUGACCUGCGUGAACCCAAGAAGGUGGAAGAGAUUCAGACGCUGCUGCUGAAGUGUUUCUACAUGCUGUUGUCAAGGCGACACCAGAACGCCAACAUCGCGUUUGCUCGCGCCAUGGACAAGCUGGUGGCCAUGAGGAACCUGACGGAGUAUGAACGAAGACAUCACUCCUUCUCCUGGGUGAGGUCCGCCUUCAAGGAAUACCCGAUCAUGAUGGAGUUCGUCCUGUGUUGACCCCUCGUUCGAUCUCAUCCCAGUGCCUCUUGUACUGAGAGUGAACUCACUGGGAAAGAUUUCAGUAUAAUGAUGAUAUAAAUUUUAUCAUGCCUUAUAUUAAGGAAUUUUGAAAUCAGUAUAAAAAAGUAAGAAGGAAUGAAUAAAAAAUAUAAACGAUUAAUCAAAUAAACUAAUAAUGUUCUAAAUUUUUUUGUAAAGCCCCGUAGCAAGAUGAACGCUAAAAAAUGUGAUCACUGUAAAUAGACAUAAAUUAGUUUUGCUUUGUUCAUUAUUUUAAUUGUUUGAAAGGGAGAGCAAUCCAAAAUAAAUUUAUUGUAAAGGGAGUGAUCAUUAAAUUUGAGACUACGACAAUACAAAAAGACUUGCCUAAAGGUUUGUAAAAACUCGACAUGUUGAUGCCAAUUAAAACAGAUAUUAAAAAUAUAUGUAGUGC
Pomacea canaliculata is the source of this 2845-nucleotide messenger RNA. Its product is annotated as peroxisome proliferator-activated receptor delta-like. The record is from RefSeq and is a predicted model, not a curated record. Gene Ontology annotation, biological process: regulation of DNA-templated transcription. The transcript has 3 exons. Gene Ontology annotation, molecular function: zinc ion binding; DNA-binding transcription factor activity; sequence-specific DNA binding. NCBI's taxonomy places the organism in Eukaryota, Metazoa, Mollusca, Gastropoda, Architaenioglossa, Ampullariidae. The coding region runs from base 508 to 2409 and encodes 633 amino acids.